UGGAGAGACAGAAGUUUGAGCUCUGCGCUUCACACACGGCCAGGACAGACGAUAACACACACCUACACACAGAUAUGAUGCUGCUCCCAGCGACUGUGCUGAUUGGCCUGCUGUGCCUGAGCCUUGCGGGGAGUGUGGGGGGUUUUGCCCGUCUGCUGGACGAUGUGGAGCUACGCUCGGCUUUCUCGGUUGCACGGACCAACAGCAUGGAAGGUGGACCUAAGAUGACGGUGACCUUUGACGCUGUUUAUGUAAACAUCGGCGGGGAUUUUGACCCCAAGGCCGGCAUGUUUCGCUGCCGUAUCCCCGGGGCUUACUACUUCUCCUUCACUGUGGGAAAGUUUCCACACAAAGACCUGUCAGUGAUGCUGAUGAAGAACAGGAACGAGGUGCAGGCCAUCGUUUACGAGGAAAACGCGGGAGAAGAGAGGAAGGUGCAGAGCCAGAGCGUCAUGCUGCAGCUGGAGUUCGGUGACACGGUCUGGCUCCGUCUCCAUGGUGACCCUCGCUACGCGCUCUAUAGCAACACCGGACACUACACCACCUUCAACGGUUACCUCGUCUACCCUGACACCUACGACUACCAGACGCACCGCCACCAACACCAUCCUGCCUACAACUCCCAGCAGCCCCAGCAGGACAACAUCCCCUUGUUGAAUGAUAACCAGGCCACAGAUCAUGUCAGGUCUGGAACAAGAGGUACGGUGGAGGAGAAGGAGCUGCAACACAGAGAGGAAGAGGAGGAGGAGGGGGAGGAGGAUGAUGAUGAAGAGGAUGACCAGAGAUCUGCCUUCUCAGUGGGGCGGACCCAGAGCAUUGUGGGAGUGGACCAAGUGGGCCUGCCGCAGCACCAGCCCGUCAGCUUCGAUACAGCGUUCGUCAAUAUCGGGGAAGACUUUAACAUGACCGAGGGGUUGUUCACCUGCCGUGUUCCCGGUGUGUACUACUUCUCCUUCAAUGUGGGCAAGCUGCCGCAGAAAACGCUGUCCGUCAAGCUGAUGAAGAACCGUCUGGAGGUGCAGGCGAUGAUCUACGACGACAGCCAGGGCGAGAAAGCUUUGCAGAGUCAGAGCUUGAUGCUGUCACUGAAACCAGGAGACACAGUCUGGCUCUACUCGCACCAGAGAGAUGGAUUUGGGGCUUACAGCAACCACGCCAAGUACAUCACCUUCACUGGCUUCCUGGUUUACCCAGACUUCCCUUCCACCACCAUCGCGACCACCAGUCAAUCAUAUGCAGACAAGAAACCUUAGCUGCAAGGCAUGAGCUAGGGACUGAACAUUGUGGGAGGAAUUCAUAAAAGAAGGAAACAUCUCCAAGUCCAUCCACAGAAGUGUUGUGCAGUUUCUGAGUAGAGCAUACUCGUAAUGAAUGCUGCUUUGUGGUUGUCUUUGACACUUCCUCUUCAUAUGAAUUCCUUCACAAAGUCACAGGGACCUUGGACUGAGUACAGAGCCAAAAUGAAAAGCUCUCCAAUUUCCAGUUAAUGGUUUUGCAAGAUAUGACUUCAUCUCACAUAAUGUGGAAGCCUGAAUGACAGUAAUGUGAACUCUAAUUGAAUAUUUCACUCUGUAAUGAAAACUCAGUCAUUACCUGCUCAUCUCAGUGUCAGACCACCUGUCAUUAAAGUCAGCACGACCAACGGCCGAGUUAUUGUUCAUUCACGCAGUUGUGGAAAGAAACUAAGCACAUUUACUCAAGUAGAGAACUUAAGGACAAACUUGAGUUACCUGUACUUCGCUUGAGUAUUUCCAUUUAUGCAAAUUUAUACUUUUACCCCCCAUUUCAGCAGGAAAUAUACUUUUUACUGCUUUACAUUUACCUAAUGGCUAUAGUUAGUAGUUGGUAGAUUAUGCCUACAAAACAUAUGAAGAGCCCAUAAAAGAUGAUGCAGUAUGAACAAUUAUAAAAUUAGAGAUGAAGUACUUGAAAUCGAUUACUGUGUCAAUUGACAGACAUAAAACUAUCUUAAUAACAGAUAAAUCUAAUUAAGAAAAAAUGUAAUAUUUAUAUUAUAACAUGUAUUUGUACAUUAGAAUGUUUCAUGCCAUUUCAUGGCUUCUCAAAAUGAGGAUCAGCUGCUUAAAUUACAAUGAACUGAAUAAUUUUGACUGUUGGUUUGACAAAAUAAGCAACUUGAGGGCGUCACAUUGGAAGCUGUUACAGCAUUUUAUCACUAUUUUCUGACGUUUUACAAACCAAACGAUGGAUUAAUUAAUCAGGAAUAGAAUCUGCUGAUUAAUCCGUAAUGAAAAUAAUCUUCAGUUGCAGUCUGACAUAAACCAACCUCAUCCAACUACAGUGAAGUAAAAUGCUGCUUACACAUUAAUGCAUCAUUUUCACAGCAUAAAAAAAACUAUUCUGUCUCCACUAUUAGUGCACUAUGAUCAAAGUUUUGGUAGAGGAUCAGUCGACAGCGCUGUGGGUUCACACGUCUUCUGUUGGUGCUCUGGCAGAUGAAAAAACUUCGCCUAGCUCCAGACGUCUGAAUCGCUGCUGAUUAAAGAGAAAGAAAACGAUAAUUCAGUCCGAUUAUUAAUGACGAUUAAUGAAAAUUCAUGCACAUUUUAUGCUCUUUGCUCAGCUGUAGGCGAGACUCAUUGACUACACAUGUUCAGUGGAUAUUGAACCGACAUAAAGUUGAGGAGAUAAUCACAGAAUUUUCAUGUUUUAAGUGAAAUAUUCCUUUACGUGCAUUUGUUAUCCUUGUCAAAGACUUGGUGUUUCUGCUUGUGUGUAUAAAAUUCACUUUACUUUCUUUACGCCUGCAGAGGCAUGUGAACAUGAUGUGAACAGCGUGUUUUGUGUCAAAAUAUCUCCUCUCUUCAUCUUGGAGUGUUUCACGUCCCGAUACUCCACCACGGCGGAGCGGAGCACGACGGGACGAAACUGACUCCGUUUUGGAAAAGUGCAGAAUGCGUCCCCAUCCAAAUGUUGACCACAUGCCACCUCUGAGCCUGCGGGGAUCUGGACCAUAAUUUGAUUUCUAAUUCUAGCAGCGUCUAAUUCAUUUCUUCAGAUGGCGAGCACUGCGGGGAAAAUUGGAUUGCUUCUCCUGGGCCACUGUAACAUGCAUGUCUGUUUAAUUUCACACCACUGGGGGAAAGAUGAUGCGGUUCAAAAUGUGAUGAACCCUGACUUUACGAAAUCACCUUCUCUGUUGGAGAGGCACUGAGUGAAGUGAUACUUCACUUUGACUGAACAUUUACAAUGUCUUUUACUAGACUUAACUGGAGGUGCAUUUAUGACACGUCAUGUAAACUGGUCUAAAAAACACCAGUGUACUGCAGGUAGGCCAAUUUAUGUGUCAAACUAAUUUUGAGAGAAAGCACUGUUUAAAUGAUAAUAUGUUUGACUAGAGUUUUAAAGGGUUGCCUCACUUGAUUUCUGUUGCGUUUUGUCUGUGUGGCUCAAAGCACUGAAAGUUACACUGAUCAGUAUUUCUGUAUAAACAUUGGCCCAAAUGACUGUACGUAAUAUGAGAUGAGUUGCUCGUAGACAAUUAUCACCUGACUCAACAGUUCUCUUCAGCUCCGUUUAGCAUUUUAGCAUCGUUUAGCUCCAUGUUUUAGUUUUAUAGUGUUUUGGUUCACUCUCCCUGCUUUCAUUACCUUCAUUUCCAGCCAAAUAAAAAAAACCACUAUGUGAUACCGACACAUUACCAAAUAAACACACCGAGUGACUAGCUGAUGAACAUAGUGGAGCCUUUAGCAGCUAAAGAACCAGAGAUGAUUCUCAGGGGCUGGUGGAGACCAAAAACAGUGCAAAAAAAAAAAAAAAGUUUGAGGAUAGAAACGUGACUAACUCAAUGCUUAUGUUGUUCUGUGUCUGACGGAUGUGUAAAAACACGACUGUCUGGUAACACUGUCACCAUAACAACAUUAAAUGGUGACAACUUGUCGAUGUUGUUUACAGCUCAUCCCAUUGGCCCCAAGUGGCAAAACAAAUCUUAGUGCAGCUUUAAGAGAGUGUCCUUGGUACUCUGGGUAAUCCACAGUGUAAACGUUUGUUUUUUUUUAUUGGAACUACACUCUACUGAUGAAAUAGUCCAUAUGUGAUUCAUCCCAUUGUGCCAGGAAAAUUAAGUGAUAUAUACAAUAUGCUGCACUCUAACUAUUCAACCUUCAUACCUUCAUGUAUAUUUGGGCUUCUACUGAAUCCCUAAAUGUUGCUACUAUAGUAUAAUAUAGUCACUUGUGCAGUAUCAUUAUUGGUUCAGCUACUGCUGGCUAACAUGUAUUGCACAAACAAUAAAAAUGGAUCAAUUUCUAAUCAAAACAGUCACAAACCAGAUGGAGAGAAACAGCAGCUGAAAAUUAAAACAAAGACACUGCAGUGAGCAGACAGCAGGGGUUAGACUCGAUAUAUUUACAAUGAAGUAUCUGAGAUGUCAGAAACAUGGGUACCUAUUUAUCGAGACAGCCAUUAGUGGAAAUCUGCCUUCUCCCAUCUCGUCCCUGCUGCUUUGGUACUAUGGCCAUUACUUAACGACUGGCGGAUGCUUCAGGAACCCCGAACCACAACUCAAAUGGUAAUUAUCUUCACUGAAUUAUUUGCAAGUCCACUUAAAAAUCAAAACAUGCAUACCGCCCAGUAACAUCAACAACAUUCUCAAUAAUUGUUCUCUUCCUGCUUGUGACUUUUUCACUGAGACUGCAUGUUAUAUAUUGUCUAAUUUCUGUUUUAUUAAUGUGUUUCUCCUUCCAUCUCACCUCCCUGCAAUUCCUUUUAACUACCUGUAUGAAUAAAAAACAUAAAAAUAAAUAAGUCAAAAUAAAUGCCAUCAACAUAAACCUAAAAAUGUAACCACACUGUGCAGUCAAAGUGAUCAAAAGUCAGAAAAGUCUUUGGCGCAGGGGAAUUGGACUCACAGUUUCUCUAGAAACUAAUAAGAGACUGUUAGUCUCGGGCUUCAAACUCUCUCCAGGCUUCUCUCCACUACAGCGUUACUAAUCAACAAUUUCCUGUCCUUUACGGCUGCACUGACUUCUAAGAAAGACAGUAAGAAAUUAUACUGCGAGUAUGCCUCAUUUCAGAUAAUAAUGUAAUCUGUCACAGUCUAACCCUUGGUGGUUUCUCGAUUUCAGCCUCAGUGAGUGAGCAGUGCACAGAGGUGGACCUGUGAUGGCCUCAGUUUGACUUUAAAAAACAGACCUGACCCAGUUCAGUUAAUCACAAUCGCUCUGCGGAGGUGAUUUUCAUUAACAAACACUGAAAAAUCCUGCACAGAACUCAUGGUGUGUGAAGUGAGCAUAUGCCACACUCAGAGGCACUUGUGUGAUGCAUGCAUGUUACUAAAAAUAUUAAAAGUUCAUAAUUGCUGAACAGCUUCACAGGCCCAGUCGAUGCCUGUUAACUGUAUAUUUUUAUUGAUAAGUGAUUUAUCUGUGCAGUAAUUGACAAUAUGUUCGAUGUUUCUGGUCUGUGCUUCUUUCUUUCUGAUAAUCCUGAUGAAAGAUCGAUCAUUGUGUAUUAGAAACUAUGUUGAGCAGACAUGGGUCAGAAUGUAGUUGAAAACAUGUCCCGGUUAUUGCUCGUUUUGGGUUGUGUCCCAAAGGCACACAUCCAACCGUGAUGGAAAAAUAACCAAACAAAUUACUGAAAAACAUGUUGACUCACGUCUUGCUCGUAGUAGUCUGGCUCAUGUUGACUCUUUGAAAUGUUUUGAGUAUUUCUUACAUGUAAAAUGAAUGCUUCAAUGAAAAAUGUUUGACAAAAUAAAAAGAA
Molecule: messenger RNA, 5727 nt
Organism: Seriola dumerili (greater amberjack)
Lineage: Eukaryota; Metazoa; Chordata; Actinopteri; Carangiformes; Carangidae
Gene: c1qtnf4
Product: complement C1q tumor necrosis factor-related protein 4-like
Exons: 3
Coding region: 75-1253 (392 amino acids)
Molecular function (GO): protein binding
Source: RefSeq, a predicted model, not a curated record